AUGGAAGCCUGUGACUUGCAUGGUGGGCCAGUGGGGGAGGCACUUGUCCCUUCACAAGAGCCUGGAAGGGCGGACAGGGUCGUCCCGGAAGGCUACGACCAUCUCUGCGCCGGAGCAGUGACUGUGAGUUCGCAGGGGUUGGAGAGACCUUGGCAACCCGGAGUUGCUGCAGAGGGGAUUGCACAGCAAUCCAGUUCCUCGGGUCUGGCUUCUUCCGAAGUGUCGUCGCCAAGAGAUGCCGAAGGAGAUAGGCCAUGGAGCGGCGGCACAAAGAGAGCGCUUGGUGAGGACACGGCAGCAAGCGGUUGGAGCCAGAGUUCGCGGAGGGCUCAGGCCCAAAGUGCCACAUCGGCCUGCAACGAGGAGCUCUUCACAGAGGCAAUGGGCGCAGUGGGCCAAAGAAAUGCAGAGCUUCAUGGAAGUCGCCCCGAAGACGGUGACGCGCACGUUGGGCAGGUGCCGGAGGCAGCAGCCUGUUCGCAAAAGCCCGGCAGGGCCCGCACGGACCCAGACGGCGACGACCGCCAAGUCGCCGAGACACUCUGUGCCGGAGGGGGAUGCACAGCGAUCGACUUCUUGGUGUCCGUCAUCGUCGAAAUCAUCGUCGGUGACAGGAAGCUGCUUAGCGGCCACGGCAGCAAGCGGCGCGAGCCAGAGUUCGCGGACAGCUCAGAGCCCUUCACAAAGGCAAUGGGUGCAGUUGGCACAAGAAAUGCAGAGCUUCAUGGAGAGGGGACUGCCGGCAAUGUUCACCCCGUCCCACGGAGAACAGGAAGUCGCUCUGAAGACGGUGACGCGCAUGUUGGGCAGGUGCCGGAGGCAGCAGCCUUUUCGCAAAAGCCCGGCAGGGCCUGCACGGACCUCCCAGACGGCGACGACCGCCAAGUCGCCGAGACACUCUGUGCCGGAGGGGGAUGCACAGCGAUCGACUUCUUGGUGUCCGUCAUCGUCGAAAUCAUCGUCGGUGACAGGAAGCUGCUCAGCGGCCACGGCAGCAAGCGGCGUGAGCCAGAGUUCGCGGAUAGCUCAGAGCCCUUUACAGAGGCAAUGGGUGCAGUGGGCACAAGAAAUGCAGAGCUUCAUGGAGAGGGGAAUGCCGGCAAUGUUCACCCCGUCCCACGCAGAACAGGAAGUCGCCCUGAAGACGGCGACGCGCAUGUUGGGCAGGUGCCGGAGGCAGCAGAGCCCGGCAGGGCCCGCACGGACCCAGACGGCGACGACCGCCAAGUCGCAGAGACACUCUAUGCCGGAGGUGCUGCUGGCGGUUCGAAGGGCUCUUCUGGCCUGUUGCAAUCCGGGCUUGCUGCGGAGGCUUGCGCUGUGAGUGAGGGGGAUGCACAGCGAUCGACUUCUUGGUGUCCGUCAUCGUCGAAAUCAUCGUCGGUGACAAGUGCAGGAGGAGAUAGAUCAUGGAGUGGCGGCACAGCGAGAGUUCCUGGUGAACUUGUGGCGACGAGCACAGAUGAGACAGGUUGCCCGGGAGGCAUCGCGAUUCGCCUUGAGAAGGCUGAGCAUCAGACCGUCCCGCAGGUAUCAUUGACGCUGCCCAUCCCAGAGCACCUCGGAGACUCCAGCGAUGGCAGCUCGGAGGGCACCGAGACAGCCAGUCCCGUCUCAGUGCGGAGCCCUGCAAGCCGCGCAUUGGGCACGGUGGGCCUGCGAAAUGCAGAGCUUCAUGCAGGCAGUCACGUUGAAGGUGGGCAAGAGCCUGGCGGUGCCGGUGCGGUCACGGAAGGUGCCGGCGCUGGGUGUGGGAGCCCUUGGCCACCCGGGCUUGCUGCGGAGCCUGGCCCCGGAAGAAAUGCGCUGCCGUCUUCGG
Molecule: messenger RNA, 1819 nt
Organism: Symbiodinium necroappetens
Lineage: Eukaryota; Dinophyceae; Suessiales; Symbiodiniaceae
Source: the annotation of a GenBank genome assembly